GAAAACAUUUCAAUCAUUUUCUUGUCUCCCGAACACGUUUGAGGGAGAAAGAAAGAAGGUUCACGGGAGUGUGCAAUAGUUUAGGGCAAAAAAAUCCAAUUACACAACAAAACCAAUAAUUCAAUUUUGAUAUAAAAAUUCAAACUUUUGAAGAUUUUUGGAAUCUCACAACUGUCACCACUGUUUAUCCAUUUGCCCCAGCUAGAUCUGAUCCACAAUUCAUUCUACUUUUUCCUACCUCAAAAGGGUUUCUCAUUCUUCAAAUCGUUUUUCAUCAUCUGGGGGUUUUGAAGGAACUUGUUGAAGUUGAGAUCUUUAGCUGUAAUGCAGCUUUGACUUGCUGCUUUUGAUUUUUUGGGUUGGGUUGGGUUGUUUUAGCAUAAAAUUGAGGUGUUUCCACUUUUUCAAACUUACAUAAUGGUUUUCUGGGAAGGAUAUGUGAGUGAUGAAGUGAUGGGGACUUUUGCUCCUAUUGUGGUUUAUUGGAUAUAUGCUGGAUUUUAUCACUUGCUUCCUUCUUUAGAUAAUUACCGGCUGCAUACUACGAGAGAUGAAGAAAAGAAGAAUUUGGUACCCUUUAAAGCAGUUGUGAAAGGUGUUUUGCUUCAGCAGCUUGUUCAGGCAAUUGUUGCACUCAUCUUGUUGACGACGACAUCAAAUGCAUCAGGGGUUACUGUGCAGCCUUCUAUCACUAAGCAAAUUAUUCAGAUCAUUAUUGCAAUGUUUGUGAUGGAUACAUGGCAGUACUUUGUGCAUCGGUACAUGCAUCAGAACAAGUUUUUAUACCGCCAUAUCCACUCCCAGCAUCAUAGACUGGUUGUUCCUUAUGCAAUAGGAGCCCUUUACAAUCAUCCUAUUGAGGGUCUUCUACUCGACACUGUUGGUGGAGCCCUCUCGUUUCUUGUCUCAGGGAUGACUGCGAGAACAGCCGUUAUAUUCUUCUGCUUUGCUGUUGUGAAAACUGUCGACGACCAUUGUGGACUGUGGUUACCCGGCAAUAUCUUCCAUCUAUUUUUCCAGAAUAACACUGCUUAUCAUGACAUUCAUCAUCAACUACAAGGGCUGAAAUACAAUUAUUCUCAGCCAUUCUUCCCCAUAUGGGAUAAAAUUCUUGGGACAUACAUGCCUUUCAAUCUUGUAAAGCGAGCCGAAGGGGGUUUUGAGGCAAGGCCUGCAAAGGAUUAGUUAAAUGUAGUUGUUAUGGUACAAUUUUUCCAUGGAAUCAGAGGCUUAACUGCGACAUUUUUCGAGUUGAUUGGAGCUUGUAGGGGUUUUAUUGGUGGCUUGGCAAUGUUUUCAGAUCAUCUGGUUACAGUAGGUUUUGCCAACCCACCUUGUGUAGCAUAUCACUGAUUUGGUGUGGUUAAAUGAGAUUUUUCUUAUUAUGAUGUACUUACAAGAACACUUUUUAAGGUGUAAGUUUUUUUUUGACAAGUUUUUUUUUUUAAGGUGUAAGUUAUCAAGUUUUUUAGCUGCCAUAUUUGUUAUUUC
Molecule: messenger RNA, 1491 nt
Organism: Medicago truncatula (barrel medic)
Lineage: Eukaryota; Viridiplantae; Streptophyta; Magnoliopsida; Fabales; Fabaceae
Product: very-long-chain aldehyde decarbonylase GL1-9
Exons: 3
Coding region: 418-1185 (255 amino acids)
Biological process (GO): lipid biosynthetic process
Molecular function (GO): oxidoreductase activity; iron ion binding
Source: RefSeq, a predicted model, not a curated record